CUCGAAUGUCCGGGCGCGCUGGGAUACUGGAGGUCCUGAUGCCUGUGCGCUCUGGGAUAUUGGAGGACCGAGCCGUGAUGGUGGUUCUUUGUGGGGUUUGGUUCCUUUUCGCUCUCUUUGAGUUUUCAGCGGCGAUUUAUGAAGAUCAGGUCGGGAAGUUCGACUGGCGACGUCAAUAUGUUGGGAAACCUCGCUUUGCCUAUUUUGAUACACCUACACAGAGCUCAAAGAAACUUGUGGUUGUAACAGAGAAUAAUGUGAUCGCUUCUCUCAACUUGAGGACUGGGGAAAUCUUUUGGCGUCAGGUGGAUAAAGAAGGUCCUGAGGGGAAUGUGGAUCUAUUGUUAUUUUAUGGGCAGGAUGCAGUGACUGUAUCAGGAGGAGGGCGAAUGUUGCGCUCAUGGGAUUCGAACAUUGGUGGUUUGAACUGGGAAUUCUUGCUUGAGGUUGGCAGUUUUCAGACUGGUUCCCUCAUUGGCUCUGCUGAAGGAGUCAGAUUCAUUGCCAUUGUGAAGAAAACAUCCAUUUCCCUCCAUUAUCUCUCAAAUGGACAUCAGAAAUGGAUUGAAGCUUUACCAGAAAGUGAUACUGUCCAUUAUGAGCUGCUUUACUCGGGAGGAGGUGGUACGGUGUACGUGGUGGGAAUGGUUGCUGGCUCUCGUCUUGUCAUAAUUCAGUACGACAUUAAUGAUGGAAAGAUCAUCCAACAGAGGACUGUAUCAACUCCCUGGAUCCAACAUUUGCGUAACCUUUGUGGAAUUGUUGGGGCUGGAGACUUGAUAUGCAUAGACUCUGAAUCUCAUUCACUCUGGAUCUUGCCUUUGGAAUCUGAGCAAGAGUCUGUGCAGGUUGCUUUACAGUCUCUAGAGCUGGAACUAGCUGAGGAGUUUGAGGGAAGAAUUUUAACAAUACAGUCGUCGCCACUGGUGGCAUCAUCUACUCAAUUCUUCCUUCAGUUGUCAGAUACUCACUACGCAUUAUUACAUCUGCGUGAUGGCGUAGUCAGCCUGCUACGUGACUUUGCACAGGCUGUGCUCGCAUCCUUUGCUACAACUGGCGACAAGAUGGUGGCAGCUGUCAUGACAUCUAGGAACAAAACAGCUUUCAGUAUUAAUCUGUACUCUGCAGAGUAUGGCAGGCGAUUAUUGGACACAGCCAUGAACUUUAACCUGGAUCCAAACUGUGGGCAACCAGAGCAGCUCUAUAUUCAGGCAUUCCUGAAGAAAGAUGACUCUGUUGGGUAUCGAGCUCUCGUACAGACCUUUGAUCAUGCAUUAAUCUUCAUUCAACAACCAGGUCGAAUUAUUUGGACACGAGAAGAGGCAUUAGCAGAAGUUGUUACCAUGGAGAUGGUCGAUUUGCCUCUAACAGGAACACAGGCUGAGCUGGAGGGUGAAUUUGGAAAGAAAGCAGAUGGUCCCAUGGGAAUGUUUAUGAAGCGACUGUCCUCCCAGCUGAUUCUGCUACAAGCAUGGAGCUACCAGCUCAUCAAAAUGUUCUAUGAUGCACGCAAACCUCGAAAUCAUUCAAAGAAUGAAAUAACUAUCGAAAACCUGGCCCGAGAUGAGUUUAAUCUGCAGAAGAUGAUGGUGAUGGUGACAGCAUCUGGAAAGCUCUUUGGGAUUGACAGUAGCUCAGGAACCAUUUUGUGGAAGCAGUAUUUUGAGAAUGUGAAACCAGGAUCCUCUUUCAAACUGGCAGUGCAACGAACAACAGCUCACUUUCCUCACCCACCACAAUGCACCCUAAUUAUUAAGGAUAAGGAAACUGGAUUAAGUUCUCUUCAUGUUUUCAAUCCAAUUUUUGGAAAGCGGAGUCAGAUCAAUCCACCAGCUUUGACCCGCCCUAUUCUUCAGUCUUUGCUGCUUCCAAUUGUGGACCAAGAUUAUGCUAAAGUUCUGCUCCUAAUUGAUGAUGAGCAUAAGGUAACGGUCUUUCCCUCAAGCAGAAAUAUCCUGCAGCAACUACAGAACUCUGCCCCUGUAAUUUUUUUCUAUUUGGUGGACCCUGUUUGGGGAAAGUUGAAUGGAUACAGUCUGCAUAAGGAUCUUGGAACGCAAGAAAUUUGGGAAGUGGUGAUUCCAACAGACACACAAAAAAUAGUGAUUGUGAAGGGAAAGCGGUCGAAUGAGCAUGUACACUCUCAGGGCCGGGUCAUGGGAGAUCGGAGCGUCCUUUAUAAGUAUCUGAAUCCUAAUUUGUUGGCAGUGGUGACUGAGAGCACAGAUACGCACCAUGAACGCACCUUCAUUUGUGUCUACCUUAUUGACGGGGUGACUGGACGAAUCAUUCACGAGUCUGUGCAGCGGAAAGCAAGGGGACCCGUUAAUGUUGUGCAUUCAGAGAACUGGGUGGUGUACAAGUACUGGAACACAAAAUCCCGGAGGAAUGAGAUGACCGUUUUGGAACUAUAUGAGGGAACAGAGCAAUACAACAGCACAGCAUUCAGCUCGCUUGACCGUCCUCUCUCACCCAUCAUCUUUCAGCAGUCCUAUAUAUUUCCAUCAGCCAUCAGUCUGGUGGAAUCCACAAUCACAGAGAAAGGGAUCACCAGCCGCCACCUGCUGAUUGCAUUGCACUCUGGAGGCGUUCUUUCUUUACCAAAAGCAUUUCUGGAUCCUCGACGCCCGGAAGUUCCAUCUGAGCAAAGCCGAGAGGAGAAUUUGAUUCCUUAUGCUCCAGAACUACCAAUCCGAUCAGAAUGGUACAUCAACUACAAUCAAUCUGUUUCCAGAGUACGGGGGAUUUACACGGCUCCAUCUGGUCUGGAGUCCACCUGCCUUGUUGUUGUCUAUGGAUUGGACAUCUUCCAGACCCGAGUUUAUCCAUCAAAGCAAUUUGAUGUUUUAAAAGAUGAUUAUGAUUACGUGCUUAUCAGCAGCGUUCUCCUUGGACUGGUUUUUACAACCAUGAUCACAAAGCGCCUUGCGCAGGUGAAGCUUUUGAAUCGAGCCUGGCGAUAGAUGUCAUCAGAUUGGAAGAGAAUAGUUGUCUCCUCAUUGAGUGGAGCUGAAGAUGGGUGCAAUGUUAAUAGGGACCCAAAUGCUCUUGCGCCCAUGUACAUACUAUGUAUAUUUUUGGUAACACACUCUUGAUCGGAAACAGAGUGAUGGACACUUUCAUGAGCAGAUUUUAACAAAAGUUGGUUUCAUUGUUGUAAAAAUUAAUUUGUGUUUCUAUUGAUCAGAAUUUUUUUUGAGAUGAAAGAUAUUUUUGUUCCUGCAAAAUGGCUAGGAGAUGAAAGGGGAACCUUUGAAAGUAAUGUGUAACAAUUAAUGACAGCUGAAUUUGAAUGUUACCUGGUGCUCUGCUUUAAAUCUUUAGCCUCUGCUGCAUUUUUAGAACUGGUUGAUACUUUAUUUGAAGAUGGAUGUUGCCUCUAGCUCAGGUUCCCUAUAAAUAUGAAUGCUGGACACUAGCUUCCUUGUCGGUCAUUGGACAGAAAACCUUGGUCUUUUUGUCUAUCAUUCUGACGAUGUCCCUUUGGUCUAACUCUCAUCUGUGAGGCAGGACAUUGACUGUUUUGGAAAGAGCUGGAUUUUCCAUGUUGUAGCCCUGCCACUAGGUGAUGCUGAAGAGCUUUUUGUUCCCCUGCAGCACCCUCCACCCUUCAGCAUUAUCUGCAGCCCCAGUUACACCUAAAUUGGACAAUAAACUACUGACUUGCAUCUUUUAGUGACAUGGUUACGUUUGCCUCUUCCUGGAGAUGAUAAGAAAAAUUUACAAUUGCAUGUUGAUAAUAUUUGAGGUAAUUGAUGCGGGACUGUUGAUUGAUUCUUGCGAGAAUUUGAAAACAGUAGUUAAUUUUUUUUAUUUUAUUGCCAAGUUGGUGUGUGAGGCAGUUUUGAAUUGAGUGAGUGCAUCUCCACCUAACAAAUGUGUGAAAAGCAAAAAAUCUUGAAAAAUUUGACGUUUGAAGGUGUACAAUAGGAAUAGAGGAUUUUAACUAUUUUGGAUGUUUAAUAUUUGACUCCUGAAAAUCUGACCUUGACAGGCAUUUAGAGUCAACUUAAAAUGUGCAAUGGAUGAGUGAAUUAACAGAAUUUAAGCCAGAUCUUUGUGAAUAUCUGACAUUCUAAUUAUUUGCCCAAGUUUCAUCACUGUUUUGCAGGAAAUGGAGGGUUCGAAUGAUAGUUGUAACCUUUUCCUAGUUAGGUGUUUUACUCUGUCCUUUGCCUAAAAUUCAAGUACAGCCACAUCAAAAACAUUGAUACUGAACACCUAAAAAUUAAUGCAUUGAAAUUUGUUAAAUAGAAAUAUUAAUUUAUGUUUGAGAUAUUGUUUUUGAAACCAUUAAAUAAAAUGUUACUGUGACAUUGAA
This is a messenger RNA of Pristis pectinata (smalltooth sawfish), 4321 nucleotides long. RefSeq names its product ER membrane protein complex subunit 1 (gene emc1). The coding region runs from base 6 to 2963 and encodes 985 amino acids. NCBI's taxonomy places the organism in Eukaryota, Metazoa, Chordata, Chondrichthyes, Rhinopristiformes, Pristidae. The record is from RefSeq and is a predicted model, not a curated record. Gene Ontology annotation, molecular function: protein binding. Gene Ontology annotation, cellular component: EMC complex. Gene Ontology annotation, biological process: protein folding in endoplasmic reticulum. The transcript has 22 exons.